Penaeus vannamei (Pacific white shrimp) is the source of this 1628-nucleotide messenger RNA. NCBI's taxonomy places the organism in Eukaryota, Metazoa, Arthropoda, Malacostraca, Decapoda, Penaeidae. The record is from RefSeq and is a predicted model, not a curated record.
CGCAGUUGGACGGAGAGGUGCCUUACCCCCACAGCGUGUUCCUGCGCGGAGCUUGGACAGAAUUUUCCCACGCUACAGGCGGUUUCUCUCCCUUCCGGUGUCCGCUGUCAGGAGCCUUGACAUAGGAAUAACAAAUAGCUCAAACGAUGCUGGCAGAGUACAAGAUGUUUAUCCUGAUGGGCGUGAUGAUGGGCGUGGUCAGUGCAGUCGCCGGUGGUUGCCUUGAGUGCCAGACAAACAGCUUCCCCGCCCAUGACAGAGGAAUGUCCGCCUGGCCCUCGUCCGCCCGCAGAGACGGCGCCGUGACGCCCGUGCUCAACAAACUCCGCCGCGGAGGAUUCACGCCCAACAACCCCUUCAUUCUGCGCAAUAUCCAGCCCACACGCCCGCGGUUCAGUGAGAACGAUUUCCUCAUUGGUGAUAAUGAUAAUGAUCAUAAUGAUGACUACGAUGAGGACGACCACAAGUUCCCCUGGCUGCCCGCAACGAGGCCGUCCUUCUACUCGAACCACGCCAAGGAGCUGCCAGGCCUCGAACACAUCCUGGAGGACAAGCUGAGCCCCGUCGGCCGCCAGCUGAAGGCGCGACGUCCCGGCAAACAAGCCUCGGACAUGUUCUCGCGGAAGGCCGUUUUGGGCAACAAGCGCAAGAACAAGAUGAGGAAGCACCGCCAGCGCCUCGGCAAGGCUCUUGGUUCCCCCUUCGCCGGGAGUCAACGCGUCCCUGGUUUCGUCCAGGUGAAGAGUCCUCCUCGCAUCGACGAGGACGACCUCCAGCGCGAGGACGGCGAAGGAAACGACCAUCGCGCCGGGACCGAAGAGCACGAGGACGACCACCUGACUGUGCCAGAGCUCUUCGCCGGCCCCAGGACAUUCCCCAAGGACUUCGUCCCCGGGGCGCGCUUCGGCAACAAGGACUUCCAGCCCGAACCAGUCGCCAAGGGCCCCUUCCAGACGGAUCACUUCCACGGCGAGAACGAGAGCCAGCGAGAGGGCUUCCGGCAGAGCGUCCUCAGCAAGACCCCCUUCGCCAAGGACUUCGGCAGCAACGGCUUCUUCGAGAGCGCGCCCCACGAAGACUUCGACCACAAGCUGACGUUCCCGGAGCCCUUUCCCGACCUGGGACCCUUCGGCGAGACUUACAAGGGCCGGGAGCCCUUCGCUGCGGGCGAGCACGACUUCGGAUCCCUGGGAAGCUACCACCAGCCGGAUUUCCUGCAGGAGGGCGGCGGGGGCCUCGACUGGCUCCACUCCCCGCUGUCCGGCCUCAACCUGCCGGCGUCCAAGGACAUCAUUAGCGCCUUCGAGCACCCGGAGAUGACCACGGAGGCCCAGCGAGAGGCGUGUCAUGCGAGGAACAUUCACACCUGCGGGAAAAUCACAGAACACUUCACCCUGACUUUCAGAGAAAGAUCAGAAGAAGAAAGAGAUCGAGAUUUGAGUUCCUGGACUGCAUGGAGCUGCAACGCCAACAGUCGUGCGACGUGCCUGAGGGAGAACACUUCAGCAGGGAAGGCACCAAAAUCAUCCGAGACAAGAUUAAGACCCUUCUUUGGUCUGCUCGGGGCUGUAUUCUGGGCUUCUCUGCUUAAGACGUUCCUUGGGAUAUCGGGGUUCCAGGAUCUGUAA